ACAUUCAUUUCUUUUCUACAAAAACACAACUAUGGCGGAUGACAACUCGACAAUGCUUGAAAAAGCUGUUCAGAUACUUGUACCACAGCCGUGCUUUGACAAAUACUUUGUAGACUUUAAUUUCUUUGAAGGUGCUUGUGCGAAGAUUGUUAUCAGCAAGUGCCUAGGGUUUGGUAUCAUUUUAGGAUCAAUUCUUGUUAAACUGCCCCAGAUUUUAAAGAUUGUAAAGGCAAAGAGUGGACAGGGAAUCAGUUUGUCAAGUAUCAUGUUUGAAUUAAUAGCUAUAUCAGCAAAUUAUUCCUAUGGUUUCCAGAAAAGUUUUCCAUUCAGUGCCUAUGGUGAGGGUUUAUUUUUAGCCAUCCAGACUGGGUUGAUUGCAGCUUUAGUGAUAUUUUAUGGAGGGAAUCUUAUAGGAUCUAUUGGUUUUACAUUGGUGUACACCUUAAUCAUGGCUUAUUUAAUGUCACCAUUAGUACCUAUGAAUAUCUUAGCUUUAUUCCAGAGUGUAAACAUAUUUAUUCUCUGUUUAAGUAAGUUGCUUCAGGUUGUAGCUAAUUAUAGAAAUGGCAGUACUGGACAGUUAUCAGCCAUAACAGUGUUCUUGCUGUUCUCAGGAGCUAUCACUAGAAUAUUCACAUCCAUACAAGAGACAGGAGACAACCUGGUUAUUAUGACAUAUGUAGUGUCUACUUUAUUUAAUGGUUUAAUUACUGCUCAAGUCAUAUACUACUGGAACAGUAAGAAGAAAACCGAAUAGAAACAUUUUAUGCAAUACAAAUUUGGGCACAUAUUUGCCAUUGUUGUUAACAGGGAAAUAUAUCACUGUUAAGUUAUAUUAUUUAUUGAUAUAGGGGACAUAUAUGUAAGUCCUCUGUUAUAAAUCAGAUAAUCAACUGAUGCAAUAUGACACAUAUGAAGAUAAAGAUAAAGCUCCAAACAUGCUAUGCAUGUUUAUAUAUGUAAAGUUUUGAAAUAAGCAUUGUUGGACAUGUUCUUGUUAUAUUUGACAUAUUUUAAUUGUUGGUGUUAUUGUUUGAUUGAUAAUAUGUUUAUGCAUUUAUUAAAGUUCAGUUAAAUCUUAUACACAAAAUGCAACAUCCUCUGUCUGUUGAGUACAAACAAUGCCAGGUCUCUUUAAAAUCAUUUUAUUUGACAAUCACUCACUGUGUGACAUCAAUGUUCUUAAGAAGUAUGUAUGGUAUAGAUUUUGAUCCUGUAGUACUUAAUAAAAAAGAUGUUCUAAUAGUUGGAAAUUACAUAGAAGGCUAUAUGAAGAUAUGAUUAAUACAACGAAUAUUUCAGGUUUUACAAUCAUGUGUCAGAUAUAUAUGAUGAAUCAACUUAAAACUUUGGUUAUACAUAUAAAUGGAAGACUUAUUUUUUGUCAGUCUGAUUUUUACUGAUUUAUUUUGUUAGGAAGCAGAUUCAAUCUUGGUCUGACAUUAAGUCAUCUAAUAGUCUUCAUAUGACAUUAUAUCAGUGAAAUGCAGACUAUUAAAACACAAAUUAUCAGACUUGACUUUAUUACUGCUGAUGAAUUAUACUAACCUAACAUGUUAUGAAGUUUAAAUUUAUAAAUUAAAAUAAACAACAUAUAAAGUU
Molecule: messenger RNA, 1602 nt
Organism: Mytilus trossulus (common blue mussel)
Lineage: Eukaryota; Metazoa; Mollusca; Bivalvia; Mytilida; Mytilidae
Product: mannose-P-dolichol utilization defect 1 protein-like
Exons: 5
Coding region: 32-757 (241 amino acids)
Biological process (GO): oligosaccharide biosynthetic process
Source: RefSeq, a predicted model, not a curated record